Molecule: messenger RNA, 1866 nt
Organism: Didymodactylos carnosus
Lineage: Eukaryota; Metazoa; Rotifera; Eurotatoria; Philodinida; Philodinidae
Source: the annotation of a GenBank genome assembly
UAUGCUGAAUUUUGUGUUAGAGUGCGGCACUGAUCAGUACCACAUCGACAUGCCAAAACCAUGCGGCAUUGCCUCGGCACUUCUCUUAUGAGAAGGAAAAAAUGAAAUCAGAAAGACAUUCGAAAUACUAGAAGUAGACCGUAGCGUUAAUAUAGAUAGAAAUUGACAAAACAAAAUGGUGAUUGAAAACAAAACUUGGGCACUGGUGCGCAUCGGUGUCCAGAAAAAAUAAAUAUUCGGCACCGGUGCACAACCAGUGUCGAUAAAAUAUUUUUUUGUAGGCGGCCUACAAUAUUCUCUUCUACCGUUGGAUGUUUUUCAGCAACAUCUUUGUACGUAUAAUUUCUUCAAUCUUAUUAUGACAGACUAUAUUAAUAGAUUUCUCAUUGUUCUUGACUGCAUUUAUACUUGUUAUUUUCCGUUUUGUUUAUUUUUUUUCUCUUUUCACGCUUCCUAUUGUAGCUUCUUCUUUAUUUCUACUGAUACUGUCUGCGCAUAAAAAAGAACAAACGUAAUAAAUCAACCACCCAAACUACUGUUCUUUUCUUUUCUUACUCACAGUUCGUGGUUGGAACUAUCGCAGACCAAUCUGUAGUAAUCUGAGUCGAAAGAAAACAAGUGGUGCCAUCUCAUCACGAUUUCUCACUUAGACAACACAACACCAUAAUCAUCGAGGUUCAAUUUCAUGGUCUGAAAAGGUCAAAAAAUGUCCAGUAUAAAACUCCGGUCAAAAAAUGUCUUUUCCGAGUUCAAGAAGUUAAUAACAAUAAUCUGACUGAAAAUUAAUUCUAUAAUAAUUCUGAAAUAAUCUUCAUUGGUUUUUUCCUCUUUUCAGAUUAAUUAAAUCCUUUUUGUUCAAUCUUACAGUUAUUUAUAAUUAUUCGGAUAAUGCGCAAAAGAAAUGAUAUUCAAAUGUUGCCGACAACAUCUCAAUUAGAGCCUCAUCGUCAAAUUCAUGCAGCAGCAGGCGCUCAAACUACUGGAGGUUUAAAGGGCAUUAUCGCUGGUGGUAUAACCGGUGGCAUCGAAAUAUGUAUUACAUUUCCAACAGAAUAUGUCAAAACACAAUUACAAUUGGAUGAAGGUGGUAGCAGACGUGGUUUACCAAGGCAAUAUACAGGGCCUAUUGACUGUGUUAAAAAAACCGUUAAAUCUCAUGGUUUUUUUGGAUUAUAUCGCGGUCUCAGUGUGUUAUUAUAUGGCUCUAUACCGAAAAGUGCCGUAAGAUUUGGAGCAUUUGAAGAAUUCAAAAAGCAUGCUGUGGAUGAAAAAGGACAAUUAGAUACAAAAAUGAGAUUGCUAUGUGGAUUAGGUGCUGGUUUAUGUGAAGCCAUAUUUGCUGUUACUCCAAUGGAAACAGUUAAAGUAAAAUUUAUUCAUGAUCAAAAUAUGGCGAAACCAGCCUUUCGUGGCUUUUUUCAUGAUGUGUACAAUUUUUUUUUGUGCGCAGGUUUACGUGGAUGUUAUCAAGGCUUAACAGCAACUAUGUUAAAACAGGGAUCAAAUCAAGCAAUUCGAUUUUACGUUAUGGAAACGUUGAAGGAACAAUACAGAAAAUAUUACAAUAUGAAAACAAAUGCACCGGUGCCGAUACUUAUAACGGGUAUUAUGGGUCUUCUUGCUGGUGCGGCAAGUGUAUUUGGAAAUACACCACUUGACGUUGUCAAGACGCGAAUGCAAAGUUUGGAAGCAUCAAAAUAUAAGGGAACAUGGGAUUGUGCUGUGAAAAUUAUGAAAUAUGAAGGACCAAAAGCAUUUUACAAGGGAACAGUUCCUCGUUUGGGUCGUGUUUGUGCUGAUGUGGCAAUUACGUUUAUGAUUUAUGAUAAAUUCAUCGAAGCGUUCAAUAAAUUUUGGCCAAGUUAA